Messenger RNA from Cottoperca gobio, 2607 nucleotides. RefSeq names its product ATP-binding cassette sub-family G member 2-like. Gene Ontology annotation, molecular function: ABC-type transporter activity; ATP binding; ATP hydrolysis activity. Gene Ontology annotation, cellular component: membrane. The transcript has 19 exons. Lineage: Eukaryota; Metazoa; Chordata; Actinopteri; Perciformes; Bovichtidae. Bases 496 to 2430 code for a protein of 644 amino acids. The record is from RefSeq and is a predicted model, not a curated record.
UUAACCAGGUUUACCACUCAGUGGACAAGCUGAUGUGUUGGGCUUUGCACGUCUGUCAGAAGCUGCUGCUCUCUCUGGGAUUUUGUAACUUCAGCAGGAAGUGAUGGCGAGAUGAAGCAUUAAAUCUUUCCAGAAAAUUGGUUCGAAAAAAGGGUUAAUUUCUCGAGGCUUCAUGUGGACACAAAACCAGCUGUUGGUGAAACAGGCAGAUAUCAUCUCUACCAUGUGAUCUUCACUGUAUUCUGCAAUGGGAAAUAAAUAUCUCCAUGUAUUUAUAUCACUAUAAUAUCUAUUUUCCAGUAAAUAUAUUAGGAUCGGAUAACAACUGGACAGUGGUUUUACUGAUCUGAUCCAGUCACGUGGUAUUGUCAAGGUUUCGGAUGACAUCAAUGACGUCAUUGAUUUAAAACGAUACGAGCCUCAAUAAGUGCUUCAGAAAGCUGCACGCGCAGAAGCCUCGGCACAGCACUGUCAGCAGGAGGAGAGCGGUAGAAGAUGUCGGAGACCCAGGUGACGAUAGAGGAUGGGCUGAAUGGAGGCUUAAAACGCCAGUCUGCAGGUUUGGGCCAACCGCUGCACGGCGCCACCGUCAGCUUUCACAACAUUGGCUACAAGGUGAAGGUGGGGGGAAGCUGCCUGUGUCCCAAGAAGAUUGUGACCAAAGACAUCCUCAUCGACCUCAAUGGGAUCAUGAAGCCUGGUCUGAACGCCAUCAUGGGAGCGACAGGAAGCGGCAAGUCAUCGUUUCUGGAUGUUCUGGCAGCCAGGAAGGAUCCUGCUGGUCUGUCUGGAGAAGUUUUGAUCGACGGAGCUAAUCAGCCUCCAAACUUCAAGUGUCUGUCUGGAUACGUGGUGCAGGACGACGUGGUGAUGGGAACUCUGACGGUCAGAGAGAACCUCAGCUUCUCUGCGGCGCUGCGACUCCCAGCGAGCGUCUCUCAGAAGGAGAAGAAAGAUAAAAUCAACAAACUGAUCGAGGAGCUGGGGCUGGGCUGGGUGGCCGACUCCAAGGUGGGCACUCAGCUGAUCCGCGGGAUCUCCGGCGGCGAGAGGAAGAGGACCAACAUCGGCAUGGAGCUGAUCAUCGACCCGCCCGUCCUCUUCCUGGACGAACCCACCACCGGCCUCGACGCCAGCACCGCCAACUCUGUCCUGCUGCUGCUCAAGAGGAUGGCCUCCAACGGUCGCACCAUCAUCCUCUCCAUCCACCAGCCUCGUUACUCCAUCUACCGCCUGUUCGACAGCCUCACGCUGCUCGUCCACGGCCAGCAGGUGUAUCACGGCCCGGCUCAGACCGCGCUGGACUAUUUCUCCGACAUCGGAUACACCUGUGAGCCCCACAACAACCCCGCUGACUUCUUCCUGGACAUCAUUAACGGAGACUCGACCGCCGUCUCCUUCGACGGUAUUAAGCAAGACGAUCCCGACGCGGUGACGAUGUCCAGACGAAGCAUCGAGGGUAAACUCGUGCAGGAAUACAGAAGCUGCCUCAACUUCAAGCAGACCGAAGCAGAGCUGGAGAAGAUCAUUCGGGGCAGGCAGCUGACCUCGCCCUCGCCCUCCAGAACCAUCACCUACCACACCGGCUUCUUCACGCAGUUCAGAUGGGUGCUCAAGAGAACUUUCCGCAACCUCAUGCUCAACCCGCAGACCUCCGUCGCUCAGAUAGGCGUGACCGUGUUCCUCGCUGUGAUCGUAGGACUCAUCUUCUUCGACGUGACGAAUGAUCAAAGUGGAAUACAGAACAGGUUCGGCGCGCUCUUCUUCAUCACCGUGAAUCAGUGUUUCAGCUCGCUGUCGGCCGCCGAGCUCUUCAUCUCUGAGAGGAAACUCUUCAUUCACGAGUACAUCAGCGGUUACUACCGGCUGUCGGUUUACUUCCUGACCAAGAUCCUGUCUGACAUCAUCACGCUGAGGACCAUCCCCGCCAUCGUGUUCAGCUGCGUGUCGUACUUCAUGAUCGGUCUGAAGCCGACGGUCGAAGCGUUCUUCAUCUUCAUGUUCAGCGUGACUCUGGUCUCCUACACGGCCACCGCCAUGGCCCUCGCCAUCUCCGCCGACCAGACGGUGGUGGCCAUCGCCAACAUCUUCAUGACCAUCGCCUUCGUCUUCAUGAUGAUCUUUGCAGGUUUACUCGUCAAUCUUCCCAGCAUCGCCAGCUGGCUCGCCUGGCUGAAGUACUUAAGUAUACCACGAUACGGCCUCGCUGCUCUGCAGGUUAAUGAGUUUCGGGGGUUGGCGCUCUGCAGCGGGAACAGCACCAUCAAUCCACCCGGAGUCGUGUGCACCGGGGAGGAGUUCCUGCAGCAGCAGGGUGUGGACUCCUCGUCCUGGGGUCUCUGGCAGAACCACGUGGCUCUGAGCGUCAUGACGCUGUGCUUCCUCACCAUCACGUAUCUCAAGCUGCACUUCAUCAAGAAGUUCACGUAGACCUUCAUCACUUUUAUAAUCCAGAGCUUCUUCUUACUCGUGUGAUUCAAGAAGUUCAAUAUUUGUUAACUCUUCACUAAUAAUGAAAUGUGAUUCAGGAUGUUUGCACUUUAAAGUUCAGAGCUCUUCCACACGAUGAUGCAACAAGUGUGUCAACAAUUAAACACUGAAUCUGAA